AAUCACUCGCAGUCAGACAGUUCGCUCGGUUAUUCUGCUUUUCUCAUUUCAUCGGUUACGCAUCUGCUCAGUUUACUCAGUCUAGGCUGCUGCCGACUGAGUAGAGCGAUAUGCCUCAAUUCAAGGAUGAGCAUGUUCUGCUCAUUGCGCCGGGCUCUCAAACUACACUCGCGCAAUUAGGCUUACCUGAAUCAUUUACUCCUGCCAGUCACCGGUUCCCCACGCGCAUGUUCCCCGCCGAAAAGAAAGGCGAGUAUGAGCCGUUCAAAAUUCGCGAGAAAAAGAAACCAGCUACAUCUACGAGCCAAAAUACCAAUGGACAGGAGAAGCCUGAUGUUGAAAUGACAGAGGCACCCAAACAGGAGGAAGGUGCGGAGACUGCAAAUGAUUCUACAGAAGAGAAAAACCCAGGGACGAGUAACGCCGCGCCUGCUGAAGGAACGAAUGGAAAUGGGGGGGCGGAAACGAACUCAGAAGAGGCCGAGCCCAAAGAAGAAACAUUCCUGGAAGAAGAUAUAAUUUCUGACGAGGGAGCCAUAUAUCCUAUACAAAAUGGACAUAUCGUUGACUGGCCUUGUUUCUUGGCCUUGCUCGAACAUGUAUACAAUACACUCAGUCCACCGUUUCACACCCCGGUCCUGAUCAUAUCCGAACCAGCUUGGACAGCACGUGAUCGCGAAAUUCUGACACAGUUCAUCUUUGAGAAAUUCAAACCACCUGCUUUCUGUCUCAUGGACUCAGCGCUCGCGGCUUGCUAUGCCUAUGGCACGGUUACUGCGACGGUUGUUGAUGUCGGCUACGGCAAGGCAAAUGUCACUGCUGUUCUGGAGUCUGUGGUUCAAGAUCAGGGUCGCGGAAUUGCUCUAGAAGGCUGUGGUGGAGAAACGAUGACGGAUCGAUUGGAGGAGCUUCUGAAACCUAAAGGAUUCACGAGAGAAAUGUGCGAACAGCUGAAGCGCAGUAAUAUUACAGAAAUUCUUCCGCCAGGGACCCCGUUACCUGGGUCUACUGGUACUUCCAGCAAUCAAAACGGUGCCAACCCAGCUGCUGCUGCUUCCACAGGUUCGAGUGAAGCAAACAAUGCGUCCAAGCUUCCACGAGGACCUGGUCGUGGAACACAAACUGAGAACAAUGAAAACGGUGAUGAUGAUGAAGGCGUACUCGAUGUUGCCGCCAUUAUUACCAGUGGUAAUACAACAGAGUUCCUAGCCAAGCGUGAAAAGGAAAAAGCGGUUUCUGGGCCGGGGAAAAAGGGCGGUGCUGAUGCAAAUAAGCCUACGCGUUUACCAAACUCCAAGCGUGAAACUGCUACAUUCCAGUUUGAGGAAUUUGUGCGAAUAGAGGAUUCGGUUCAGUAUGUACGGCAAAGACGAGAAAUUGAGGUUGGGCCUGAGCGGUUCUUGCUUGCAAGUCCUGGAAAAGACAGGAUGGAACGGGGUAGUGGUGGAAUAUUGGAGGAUUUGGCUGCCCAGAUUCAUCAUACUAUUUUGGCUGUUCCGGAUGCUGCGAAACGUAGUGAUUUGUGGGAUAAUCUGAUCAUUAUUGGGAACGGGAGCCGCAUUCGUGGUUUCGUCCCGGCUUUACUCUCUACAAUCACGCAAAAAUACAUCCUGUCACCAUCGGCAGGUAUCUUCACCUCUGAGAUCCCCUCGAAUAUAUCCACUCCAAUGGCUACCGGCACAACCACCCCUGCAAACCUUGGAAGCCAAACGCCCAACCCUCUCCCUUACCCUGCCGCGCACGGAGUCAACCCAUUACUUGUUGCGGCAACACACGCCAACACACCAGGCAUGCAGGAAAAUCAAGCCUAUCUCGCCAUGUCAAGCAUGCACCGCUCCACGGGACACUCGCAAACACCCACAUCAGUAAAAACGGUCAAACCGCCCGAUUACUUCCCCGAAUGGAAAGAUCAAGGCGGCAGCAAUGCGCCAGGUGCUACAGGUGCAGGCGGUACAAACACGACAUCUGCAAAUCCGGCGGGAGCACCGCGUCCGGGGAUGGAAGAGUCGGUGUUCUUGGGAGCUCAGAUUGCGGCCAAGAUCGUUUUUGUUAAUGAUAGUCAGGGUCAAUAUAAGGGGUAUUUACCGCGAGCCGAGUAUAAUGACAAUGGGCCGUCGGCUAUUCAUGAGUGGCGAAGUAAGCACGUGCCACACCCGAAUAUCUACCAUCGCAACUCAUACAAAUCCAACUUCUCAACUUGCAAACCUCCCAACAACCCGAAAAACAACAAAAUGCCUCGUGCCGAAGCAGGAUCUACCAAAGCAAUCAGCAACAAACUGAAGUCUCGCGGGCUAACAAGACUUAGGUGGUAUUGCCAGCCCUGUGAAAAGGCCUGUCGCGACGAGAAUGGCUUCAAAUGCCACGUUCAAAGCGAAUCGCACGUUCGACAAAUGCUCCUGAUCGGCGAAAACUCCAAAGCAGCAAUAGACAAAUACUCGGCCGAGUUUCUGAAAGAGUUUAUCGAUUUAUUGCGUACAAGCCAUGGGGAGAAGAAAGUCCACAUCAACCACUUCUAUCAGCAGGUUAUCAGCAACAAGAGUCAUACGCAUAUGAAUGCGACGAAAUGGACUAGUUUGACGCAGUUUGCAGCUUAUUUGGGUCGGGAGGGGAUUGCGAGGGUUGAAGAGACGGAGAAGGGGUUGUUUAUUAGUUGGAUUGAUAAUCGGCCUGAGACGUUGAGAAGGAGGGAGGCUGUUAUGAAGAAGGAGAGGCAGGAUAGGGGCGAUGAGGAGAGGGAGCAGAGGCAGAUUCAGGAACAGGUUGAGAGGGCGCGGAAGGCUGAAUUGGCUAAAGCUGCUGCUGAUAAAAGUGCUGGUGCUGGGGCUGGAAGCAGUGGGGAGGAAUCGGAGGAGAAAACAGCGGGGAUAUUGGAGAGGAAGGAAGGUGAAAAGGUUAAGCUUAGUUUUGGAGCGAAACCUGCUAUGCCUACGUCUUCGGGUGAGGAUAAGGCUGAAGAGAAAUCUGAAGAGAAGCCGGAAGGCCCUGCAAAGACUGCAAUAUCGUUCUCUUCCUCGACAUCGAAACCGAAAAACGUGUUUUCGUUAGCGAAACCCAACGCCGUCAAACCAUCGAAUGCAUUCGCGAGCGUCAAGAAGUCGACAUUUGUGCCACAGCAGCAAAAGAUUUCGCAACAGGAGAUGAUCAUGAGGAAGGAGAUGGAGGCGAUGGAACAGAAGAAGCGCAAGUUUGGUGGGAAUGUAUUUGAUGCGGGGAAGAAACAGAGGGUCUCUUGAUUCAUCUCAGAAGAGAAGAUGCAUUAUUUACACAUCACGAGCAUGACACUUGUCUAACCACACAAAGCCGUGUCCGGUCCAACAGGAGGGAUUCAGGGCUUGAGCGGAGUCGCCACCAGUCUAGAUUCGAAUCUCUCAUCAUGCCGAGGCACCUCGAGCUCCAUACGAUCUUGACUUGAGAGUCGAGACAUGCGCAAGAAACUCCACUACGGGUCUCCACUAUAGGUCUUUUACAUAUGAAUAGCCUAUCUGCUAGAUGAUCAUGAUAGAAUCAAAAAGAUUA
This is a messenger RNA of Talaromyces stipitatus ATCC 10500, 3516 nucleotides long. Its product is annotated as chromatin remodeling complex subunit (Arp9), putative. Bases 111 to 3233 code for a protein of 1040 amino acids. The record is from RefSeq and is a predicted model, not a curated record. Gene Ontology annotation, cellular component: nucleus. NCBI's taxonomy places the organism in Eukaryota, Fungi, Ascomycota, Eurotiomycetes, Eurotiales, Trichocomaceae. Gene Ontology annotation, biological process: DNA replication; DNA damage response. Gene Ontology annotation, molecular function: double-stranded DNA binding. The transcript has 4 exons.